AUGGCGGAAAAGACUGUGGACAAAGAUGCCUUUUUCAAGGCACUGGAACAGCUGGAUUGCUUGACGGAUGACUCGGAAAAUGAGGCUGAUAUUGAACUGUCCCAUAUUAUCAAACGAUCCAGAUACAGUGACAAGAUUAUCUCUUCGAAUUGUCGCAAAGAUACACCACCUUUCAAACUGCUACGUGCGACUUCAGCCCCUCAGUCUACUUCGGCCAGUGUCUCAGACUCAAGCACCCAUAGCAAGAUGCUUGCUCCCGGUAGCGAUGUCUUGCAGCCAGGGGUCAAAAGAUCUAACACUACCGGGACCUUGGCUGGACAUUCAGAAGCCGACAAGCAAUCUAAACGAAGACGGGUGAUCGCCCCUAGGACUGUUCCUGAAGAGCAGCAGAUCUUCAAGAACCUUGUGUUCUUCUUCUUUCCUAACAACGAUGUCUCGCCUCUUCGGCGCCUACGGAUCCAGCGUGCUCAGGAGUACGGUGCCAUCUGGGCGAAGACAUGGGAAGCUCAUGUCACUCAUGUGAUAGUUGACAAAGGUCUGAUGUUUCAAGAUGUCCUUAAACAUCUCAAACUCGAGGCUUUCCCGCCCAAUGUUGCUUUGCUUGAUGAAAGUUAUCCUUCCGAGUGUAUCAGAUUCAAAUCUGUGCUAAGUACAACUCUUGUUCGAUUCCGUGUCCGUGGAGCAUCUUGCCCUGAAGCUGAAGAGAUGAACCCCACAAACGAGACGCCUUCGACCGGUUCUUUACCCUUGAAACCAAGUCGGAAAAAACAGGCCACUCCUACCCCUUCUCAAGACUCGAGAGACCAAUGCAUUGUCAAUCCCGCUCCCGAACAGCCCGUCGAGGCGCUCUCGGAUGAAAUACAUCCAGAACAGCCUGUCCCGGAACCCUCUUCCCGCGAGCGCGAUGCCUUGGAUGACAUGGUCGAAGCAGCUAAAGCUGCAAAAGACUUGCCUUUGGACCCUCUGGAGGAAGACUCCGUCGAAGCGAAUGAUACGGAGGCCUCGGACGCGUCCGAUACAGAAUCGGUUGAGAAGAAAGAAAGCCACCUGUCUAAAGAGGACAAGAUGGUAGAGGCCUGGCAGCAGAAAUUCGCUUGCAUGCAGAAACAUGAUUCAAAUUCCAAGCUAGACAAUCCGAACUGUAAGACCAUCGAAGUCCUCCAGCAAAUGCUGGACUACUAUACAAGGACAUCGGAUCAGUGGCGCCCGCGCUUAGCAGACAAGAUCGAGGAGAUUGUGUUUACCAACCGGCUACGUCGCUUGGAAAACGCAAACAAUACGCCCGAAGAUCUCGUACUACAGGAAUUCUUGGGGGUCUACGGUGCCGGUAUAUCGCAGGCCUCCCGAUGGAUUGCUCAGGGCUACAGAUCGCUGGAUGAUCUCAAGACCAAAGCCUCAUUGACGAAAUCACAGCGGAUUGGAGUGGAACACUACCACGAUUUUGCCCAGCGAAUUCCGCGCCGUGAAGUCGAAGCCCACGGAGAAAUCGUCCGAAAGGCGGUCCAGAAGGCGGACCCUGGGAUGCAGGUCAUCAUCGGUGGUUCUUACCGGCGCGGGGCGUCUGACUCAGGUGACAUCGAUCUGCUAAUCACAAAAGGCGAUGCUACUAUUGAGCAGAUCACGGCGAUGAUGAUGGACACUGUGAUUCCUCGACUCUUUCAAGACGGAUUUCUUCAGGUCAGUCUCGCCAGUACUUCGCGAAGCGACGGAUCCAAAUGGCACGGAGCGUCUGUAUUGCCUGGCAGCAAAAUCUGGCGCCGCAUUGAUCUUCUAUUUGUACCUGGAUCUGAAAUAGGGGCCGCGCUGAUUUAUUUCACGGGGAAUGACAUAUUCAACCGGAGCAUGAGACUGCUGGCGAGCAAGAAGGGGAUGCGCCUGAACCAACGAGGCCUUUAUGCAGAUGUACUACGUGGAGAGCUACGAAAGAAGCUAAGCGAAGGCCGGCUGCUUGAUGGACGCGAUGAGAGACGAAUCUUUGAGAUUCUGGGGGUUCCAUGGCGACCUCCCGAGCAUCGCAUAUGCUGA
Molecule: messenger RNA, 2025 nt
Organism: Aspergillus fischeri NRRL 181
Lineage: Eukaryota; Fungi; Ascomycota; Eurotiomycetes; Eurotiales; Aspergillaceae
Product: DNA-directed DNA polymerase IV
Exons: 5
Coding region: 1-2025 (674 amino acids)
Biological process (GO): double-strand break repair via nonhomologous end joining
Cellular component (GO): nucleus
Molecular function (GO): DNA-directed DNA polymerase activity; DNA binding
Source: RefSeq, a predicted model, not a curated record